AUGAAAAAGUUACUUUCAUCUCACCAGCCACGUGAUGAAAGAGUUACUUUGAGAUGUCAGGAAAUAACACAAUCUCUCCCGCUUUCCAUCACCCCGCCCCAUUCCCCCUUUUUCCAUCACCCCGCCCCAUUCUCCCGCUUUCCAUCACCCCGCCCUAUUCUCCCGCUUUCCAUCACCCGGCCCCAUUCUCCCUCUUUCCAUCACCCCGUCCCAUUCUCCCGCUUUCCAUCACCCCACCCCAUUCUCUCGCUUUCCAUCACCCCGCCCCAUUCUCCCGCUUUCCAUCACUCUGCCCCAUUCUACCUCUUUCCAUCACCCCGCCCCAUUCUCCCUCUUUCCAUCACCCCGCCUCAUUCUCCCUCUUUCCAUAACCCCGCCCCAUUCUCCCUCUUUCCAUCACCCCGCCCCAUUCUCCCGCUUUCCAUCACCCCGCCCUAUUCUCCCGCAUUCCAUCACCCCGCCCCAUUCUCCCUCUUUCCAUCACCCCGCCCCAUUCUCCCGCUUUCUAUCACCCCGCCCCAUUUUCCCGCUUUCCAUCACCCCGCCCCAUUCUCCCGAUUUCCAUCACCACUCCCCAUUCUCCAGCUUUCCAUCACCCCGCCCCAUUUUCCCGCUUUCCAUCACCCCGCCCCAUUCUCCCGCUUUCCAUCACUCCACCCCAUUCUCCCGCUUUCCAUCACCCCGCCCCAUUCUCCCGCUUUCCAUCACCCUGCCCCAUUCUCCCGCUUCCCAUCACCCCGGCCCAUUCUCCCGCUUUCCAUCACCCCGCCCCAUUCUCCCGCUUUCCAUCACCUCGCCCCAUUCUCCCUCCUUCCAUCACCCCGCCUCAUUCUCCCGCUUUCCAUCACCCCGCCCCAUUCUCCCACUUUCCAUCACCCCGCCGCAUUCUCCCGCUUUCCAUCACCCAGCCACAUUCUCCCACUUUCCAUCAGCCCGCCUCAUUCUCCCUCCUUCCAUCGCCCUGCCCCAUUCUCCCUCCUUCCAUCAUCCCGCCCCAUUCUCCCUCCUUCCAUCACCUCGCUCCAUUUUCCCGCUUUCUAUCAGCCCGCCCCAUUCCACCGCUUUCCAUCACCCCGCCCCAUUCUCCAGCUUUCCAUAACCCGCCCCAUUCUCCCGCUUUCCAUCACCCCGCCCCAUUCUCCCGCUUUCCAUCACCCCACCCCAUUCUCCCGCUUUCCAUCACCCCACCCCAUAUUCCCGCUUUCCAUCACCCCGCCCCAUUCUCCAGCUUUCCAUCAGCCGCCCCAUUCUCCCGCUUUCCAUCACCCCGCCUCAUUCUCCCGAUUCCCAUCAACCCGCCCCAUUCUCCCGCUUUCUAUCACCCGUCCCCAUUCUCCCUCCUUCCAUCACCCCGCCCCAUUCUCCCGCUUUCCAUCACCCCGCCCCAUUCUACCACUUUCCAUCACCUCGCCCCUUUCUCCCGGUUUCCAUCACCCUGCCCCAUUCUCCCGCUUUCCAUCAACCUUCCCCAUUCUCCUGCUUUCCAUCACCCUGCCCGAUUCUCCCUCCUUCCAUCACCCCACCCCAUUCUCCCGCUUUCCAUCACCCCGCCCCAUUCUCCUGCUCUCCAUCACCCCGCACCAUUCUCCUGCUUUCCAUCACCCCUCCCCAUUCUCCUGCUUUCCAUCACCCUGCCCCAUUCUCCCUCCUUCCAUGACCCCGCCCCAUUCUCCCUCCAUCCAUCACCCCGCCCUAUUCUCCCAAUUUCCAUCACACCACCCCAUUCUCCCGCUUUCCAUCACCCCGCCUUAUUCUCCCGCUUUCCAUCACCUCGCCCCAUUCUCCCGCUUUCCAUCACCCCGCCCCAUUCUCCGCUUUCCAUCACACGCCCAUUCUCCCGCUUUCCAUCACCUCGCCCCAUUCUCCCGCUUUCCAUCACCCCGCCCCAUUCUCCCGCUUUCCAUCACCCCGCCCCAUUCUCCUGCUUUCCAUCACCUGCCCCAUUCUCCCGCUUUCCAUCAUCCCACCCCAGUCUCCCGCUUUCCAUCACCCCGCCCUAUUCUCCCGCUUUCCAUCACCCCGCCCCAUUCUCCCGCUUUCCAUCACCCCACCCCAUUCUCCUGCUUUCCAUCACCCCGCCCCAUUCUCCCGCUUUCCUUCACCCCUCCCCAUUCUCCCGCUUUCCAUCACCCCGCCCCAUUCUCCCACUUUCUAUCACCCCACCCCAUUCUCCCGCUUUCCAUCACCCCGACCCAUUCUCCCACUUUCCAUCACCCCGCCCAAUUCUCUCGAUUUCCGUCACCCUGCCCCAUUCUCCCUCUUUCCGUCACCCCGCCCCAUUCUCCUGCUUUCCAUCAUCCAGCCCCAUUCCCCCGCUUUUCAUCAACCCGCCCUAUUCUCCCUCUUUCCAUCACCCCGCCCCAUUCUCCCUCCUUCCAUCACCCCGCCCCAUUCUACCGCUUUCCAUCACCCCGCCACAUUCUUCCACUUUCCAUCACCCCGCCACAUUCUUCCACUUUCCAUCACCCCGCCCCAUUCUCCCGCUUUCCAUCACUCCACCCCAUUCUCCCGCUUUCCAUCACCCCGCCCCAUUCUCCCGCUUUCCAUCACCCCGCCCCAUUCUCCCUCCUUCCAUCACCCUGCCCCAUUUUCCCGCUUUCCAUCACCCCGCGCCAUUUUCCCUCUUUCCAUCACCCCGCCCCAUUCUCCCGCUUUCCAUCACCCCGCCCCAUUCUCUCGCUUUCCAUCACCCCGCCCCAUUCUCCCUCCUUCCAUCACCCCGCCCCAUUCUCCCACUUUCUAUCAGCCCGUCCCAUUAUCCCGCUUUCCAUCACCCCGCCCCUUUCUCCCGCUUUCCAUCACCCCGCCCCAUUCUCCCACUUUCCAUCACCCCGCCCCAUUCUCCCUCCUUCCAUCACCCCGCCUCAUUCUACCUCCUUCCAUCACCCCGCCCCAUGCUCCCGCUUUCCAUCAUCCCGCCCCAUUCUCCCGCUUUUCAUCACCCCGCCCCAUUCUCCCGCUUUCCAUCACCCCGCCCCAUUCUCCCGCUUUCCAUCACCCCGCCCCAUUCUCCCUCCUUCCAUCACCCCGCCCCAUUCUCCCGCUUUCCACGGGGUGUAUGAUUCGGAGUCUCAGCUCCCGCUUAUGACCCAUCACUCCCAACUGCCCCAUUCUCCCAUUCUCCCGUGGACAACUCAUUCUCCCUCUUUUCAUCACCCCGCCCCAUUCUCCCUCUUUCCAUCACCCCACCCCAUCCUUCCUCUUUCCAUCGCCCCGCCCCAUUCUUCCGCUUUUCAUCACCCCGUCCCAUUCUCCCUCUUUCCAUCACCCCGCCCCAUUCUCCAGCUUUCCAUCACCCCGCCCCAUUCUCCCGCUUUCCAUCACCUCGCCCCAUUCUCCCGCUUUCUAUCACCCCGCCCCAUUCUCCCGCUUUCCAUCACCCCGUCCCAUUCUCCCGCUUUCCAUCACCCCGCCCCAUUCUCCCGCUUUCUAUCACCCCGCCCCAUUCUCCCUCCUUCCAUCACCCCGCCCCAUUCUCCCUCCUUCCAUCACCCCGCCCUAUUCUCCCUCCUUACAUCACCCCGCCCCAUUCUCCCGCUUUCUAUCACUCCGCCCCAUUCUCCCGCUUUCCAUCACCCCGCCCCAUUCUCAAGCUUUCCAUCACCCCGCCCCAUUCUGUUGCUUUCCAUCACCCCGCCCCAUUCUCCCGCUUUCCAUCACCCCGCCCCAUUCUCCCACUUUCCAUCACCCCGCCCCCUUCUCCCUCCUUCCAUCACCCCGCCCCAUUCUCCCUCCUUCCAUCACGCCGCCCCAUUCUCCCGCUUUCCAUCAGCCCGCCCCAUUCUCCCGCUUUCCAUCACCCCGCCCCAUUCUCCCGCUUCCCAUCACCCCACCCCAUUCUCCUGCUUUCCAUCACCCCGCCACAUUUUCCCGCUUUCUAUCACCCCGCCCCAGUCUCCCUCCUUCCAUCACCCCGCCCCAAUCUCCCGCUUUCCAUCACCCCGCCCCAUUCUCCCGCUUUCCAUCACCCCGCCCCAUUCUCCCGCUUUCCAUCACUUCGCCCCAUUCUCCCGCUUUCCAUCACCCCGCCCCAUUCUCCCGCUUUCCAUCAUCCCGCCCCAUUCUCCCUCCUUCCAUCACCCCGCCCCAUUCUCCCGCUUUCCAUCACUCCGCCCCAUUCUCCCUCCUUCCAUCACCCCGCCCCAUUCUCCCUCCUUCCAUCACCCCGCCCCAUUCUCCCGCUUUCCAUCACCCCGCCCCAUUCUCCCGCUUCCCAUAACCCCACCCCAUUCUCCCGCUUUCCAUCACCCCGCCCCAUUCUCCCGCUUUCCAUCACCCCGCCCCAUUCUCCCGCUUUCCAUCAUCCCGCCCCAUUCUCCCUCCUUCCAUCACCCCGCCCCAUUCUCCCGCUUUCCAUCACUCCGCCCCCUUCUCUCUCCUUCCAUCACCCCGCCCCAUUCUCCCUCCUUCCAUCACCCCACCCCAUUCUCCCGCUCUUCAUCAGCCCGCCCCAUUCUCCCGCUUUCCAUCACCCCUCCCCUUUCUCCCGAUUUCCAUCUCCCCACCCCAUUCUCCCGCUUUCCAUCACCCCGCCCCAUUCACCCGCUUUCCAUCACCCCGCCCCAUUCUUCCGCUUCCCAUCAUCCCGCCCCAUUCCCCCGCUUUCCAUCACCCCUCCCCAUUCUCCCUCCUUCCAUCACCUCGCCCCAUUCUCUCGCUUUCCAUCACCCCGCCCCAUUCUCCCGCUUUCCAUCACCCUGCCCCAUUGUCCCGCUUUCCAUCACCCCGCCCCAUUCUCCCUCCUUCCAUCACCCCGCCCCAUUCUCCCGCUUUCUAUCACCCCGCCCCAUUCUCCCUCCUUCCAUCACCCCGCCCCAUUCUCCCUCAUUCCAUCACCCCGCUCCAUUCUCCCGCUUUCCAUCACCCCGCCCUAUUCUCCCGCUUCCCAUAACCCCACCCCAUUCUCCCGGUUUCCAUCACCCCGCCACAUUUUCCCACUUUCCAUCACCCCGCCCCUUUCUCUCUCCUUCCAUCACCCCGCCCCAUUCUCCCUCCUUCCAUCACCCCGCCCCAUUCUCCCGCUUUCCAUCAGCCCGCCCCAUUCUCCCGCUUUCCAUCACCCCGCCCCUUUCUCCCGCUUUCCAUCUCCCCGCCCCAUUCUCCCGCUUUCCAUCACCCCGCCCCCUUCUUCCUCCUUCCAUCACCCCGCCCCAUUCUCCCUCCUUCCAUCACCCCGCCCCAUUCUCCCUCCUUCCAUCACCCCGCCCCAUUCUCCCGCUUCCCAUAAACCCGUCCCAUUCUCCCGCUUUCCAUCACCCCGCCCCAUUCUCCUGCUCUCCAUCACCCCGCCCCAUUCUCCCGCUUCCCAUCACAACGCCCCAUUCACCCGCUUUCCAUCACCCCGCCCCAUUCUCCCUGCUUCCAUCACCCCGCCUCAUUCUCCCUCCUUCCAUCACCCCGCCCCAUUCUCCCGCUUUCCAUUACCCCGCCCCAUUCUCCCGCUUUCCAUCACCCCGCCCCAUUCUCCCAGUUUCCAUCACCCCGCCCCAUUCUCCCGCUUUCCAUAUCCCCGCCCCAUUCUCCUGCUUUCCAUCACCCCGCCCCAUUCUCCUGCUUUCCAUCACCCCGCCCCAUUCUCCCUCCUUCCAUCACCCCGCCCCAUUCUCCCUCCUUCUAUCACCCCACCUCAUUCUCCCUCCUUCCAUCACCCCGCCCCAUUCUCCCGCUUUCCAUCACCCCGCACCAUUCUCCCGCUUUCCAUCACCUCGCCCCAUUCUCCCGCUUUCCAUUACCCUGCCUCAUUCUCCCGCUUUCCAUCACCCUGCCCCGUUCUCCAGCUUUCCAUCACCCUGCCCCAUUCUCCUGCUUUCCAUCACCUUGCCCCAUUCUCCCGCUAUCCAUCACCCUGCCCCAUUCUCCCUCCUUCCAUCACCCCGCCCCAUUCUCCCUCCUUCCAUCACCCCGCCCCAUUCUCCCUCCUUCCAUCACCCCGCCCCAUUCUCCCUCCUUCCAUUACCCCGCCCCAUUCUCCCGCUUUACAUCAGCCCGCCCCAUUCUCCCGCUUUCCAUCACCCCACCCCAUUCUCCCGCUUUCCAUCACCCCGCCCCAUUCUCCCGCUUUCCAUCACCCCGCCCCAUUCUCCCGCUUUCCAUCACCCCGCCCCAUUCUCCCUCCUUCCAUCACCCCGCCCCAUUCUCCCGCUUUCCAUCACCCUGCCCCAUUCUCCCUCCUUCCAUCACCCCGCCUCAUUCUACCUCCUUCCAUCACCCCGCCCCAUGCUCCAGCUUUACAUCACCCCGCCCCAUUCUCCCGCUUUUCAUCACCCUACCCCAUUCUCCCACUUUCCAUCACCCCGCCCCAUUCUCCCGCUUUCCAUCACCCUGCCCCAUUCUCCCGCUUUCCAUCACCCCGCCCCAUUCUCCCAUCACCCCGCCCCAUUCUCCCGCUUUCCAUCACCCCGCCCCAUUCUCCCGCUUUCCAUCACUCCGCCCCAUUCUCCCGCUUAUCAUCGCCCCGCCCCAUUCUCCUGCUUUCCAUCACCCCGCCCCAAUCUCCCUCUUUCCAUCAACCCACCCCAUUCUUCCUCCUUCCAUCUCCCCGCCCCAUUCUCCUGCCUUCCAUCACCCCGCCCCAUUCUCCCGCUUUCCAUCACCCCGCCCCAUUUUCCCGUUUUCCAUCACCCCGCCCCAUUCUCCUGCUUUCCAUCACCCCGCCCCAUUCUCCCGCUUUCCACCACCCCACCCCAUUCUCCCGCUUUCCAUCACCCCGCCCCACUCUCCCGCUUUCCAUCACCCCGCCCCAUUCUCCCGCUUUCCAUCACCCCGCCCCAUCCUCCCACCUUCCAUCACCCCGCCCCAUUCUCCCUCCUUCCCAUCACCCCAAACCAUUCUCCCGCUUUCCAUCACCCCACCCCAUUCUCCCGCUUUCCAUCACCCCGCCCCAUUCUCUCGCUUUCCAUCACCCCGCCCCGUUCUCCCGCUUUCCAUCACCCCGCCCCAUUCUCCCGCUUUCCAUCACCCCUCCCCAUUCUCCCUCCUUCCAUCACCCAGCCCCAUUCUCCUUCCUUCCAUCACACCGCCCCAUUCUCCCACUUUCCAUCACCCCGCCCCAUUUUCCCGUUUUCCAUCACCCCGCCCCAUUCUCCCGCUUUCCAUCACCCCUCCCCAUUCUCGUUGCUUCCAUCACCCCGCCCCAAUCUCCCUCCUUCCAUCACCACGCCCCAUUCUCCCGCUUUCCACGACCCCGCCUCAUUGUACCGCUUUCCAUCACCCCGCCCCAUUCUCCCGCUUCCUAUCACCCAGCCCCAUUCUCCCGCUUUCCAUCACCCCGUCCCAUUCUCCCUCCUUCCAUCACCCCGCCCCAUUUUCCCUCCUUCCAUCACCCCGCCCGAUUCUCUUGCCUUCCAUCACCCCGCCCUAUUCGCCCGCUUUCCAUCACCCCUCCCCAUUCUCCCGCUUUCCAUCAUCCUGCCCCAUUCUCCCGCUUUCCAUCACCCCGCCUCAUUCUCCCUCCUUCCAUCACCCCACCUUAUUCUCCCGCUUUCCAUUACCCCGCCCCAUUCUCCCGCUUUCCAUCAACCCGCCCCAUUCUCCCGCUUUCCAUCACCCCACCCCAUUCUCCCGCUUUCCAUCACCCCGCCCCACUCUCCCGCUUUCCAUCACCCUGCCCCAUUCUCCCGCUUUCCAUCACCCCGCCCCAUUCUACCGCUUUCCAUCACCCCGCCCCAUUCUCCCGCUUUCCAUCACCCCGCCCCAUUCUCCCGCUUUCCCUCACCCCGCCCCAGUCUCCCGCACUCCAUAGCCCCGCCUUAUUUUCCCGCUUUCCAUCACCUCGCCCCCUUUUCCCGCUUUCCAUCACCCCGCCCCAAUCUCCCUCCUUCCAUCACCCCACCCCAUUCUCCCGCUUUCCAUCAUCCCGCCUCAUUCUCCCGCUUUCCAUCACCCCGCCCCAUUCUCCCGCUUUCCAUCACCCCGCCCCAUUCUCCUUAUUUCCAUCACCCUGCCCCAUGCUCCCUCGUUCCAUCACCCCGCCCCAUCCUCCCUAUUUCCAUCACCCCGCCCCAUUCUUCCGCUUUCCAUCACCCCGCCCCAUUCUCCAGCUUACCAUCACCCCGCCCCAUUCUCCCGCUUUCCAUCACCCCGCCCCAUUCUCCCGCUUUCCAUCACCCCGCCCCAUUCUCCCGCUUUCCAUCACCCCGCCCCAUUCUCCCGCUUUCCAUCACCCCGCCCCAUUCUUCCGCUUUCCAUCACCCCGCCCCAUUCACCCCGCCCCAUUCUCCCUCUUUCCAUCAACCCGCCCCAUUCUCCCGCUUUUUUUUCACCCCGCCCAAUUCUCCCUCUUUCCAGCACCCCACCCCAUUCUUCUGCUUUUCAUCACCCUGCCCCAUUCUCCCUCUUUCCAUCACCGCGCCCCAUUCCCCCUCUUUCCAUCAGCCCCCCCCAUUCUCCCGCUUUUCUUCACCCCGCCCCAUUCUUCCGCUUUUCAUCACCCCGCCCCAUUCUCCCGCUUUCCAUCACCCCGCCCCAUUCUCCCGCUUUCCAUCACCCCGCCCCAUUCUCCCGCUUUCCAUCACCCUGCCCCGUUCUCCCGCUUUCCAUCACUCCGCCCCAUUCUCCCGCUUUCCAUCACCCCGCCCUAUUCUCAAGCUUUCCAUCAUCCCGCCCCAUUCUCCCGCUUUCCAUCACCACGCCCCAUUCUCCCGCUUUCCAUCACCCCGCCCCAUUCUCCCGCUUUCCAUUACCCCGCCCCAUGCUCCCGCUUUCCAUCACCCCGCCCCAUUCUCCCGCUUUCCAUCACCCCGCCCCAUUCUCCCGCUUUCCAUCACCCCGCCCCUUUCUCCCUCUUUCCAUCACCCCGCCCCAUUCUCCCGCUUUCCAUCACCCCGCCCCAUUCUCCCGCUUUCCAUCACCCCACCCCAUUCUCCCGUUUUCCAUCACCCCGCCCCAUUCUCCCGCUUUCCAUCACCUCGCCCCAUUCUCAAGCUUUCCAUCACCCCGCCCCAUUCUCCUGCUUUCCAUCACCCCGCCCCAUUCUCCCGCUUUCCAUCACCCCGCCCUAUUCUCCCGCUUUCCAUCACCCCGGCCCAUUCUCCCGUUUUCCAUCACCCCGCCCCAUUCUCCCGCUUUCCAUCACCCCGCCCCAUUCUCCAGCUUACCAUCACCCCGCCCCAUUCUCCCGCUUUCCAUCACCCCGCCCCAUUCUCCAGCUUUCCAUCACCCCGCCCCAUUCUCCCGCUUUCCAUCAACCCGCCCAAUUCUCCCGCUUUCCAUCACCCCACCCCAUUCUCCCGCUUUCCAUCACCCCGCCCCAUUCUCCAGCUUACCAUCACCCCGCCCCAUUCUCCCGCUUUCCAUCACCCCGCCCCAUUCUCCAGCUUUCCAUCACCCCGCCCCAUUCUCCCGCUUUCCAUCAACCCGCCCAAUUCUCCCGCUUUCCAUCACCCCACCCCAUUCUCCCGCUUUCCAUCACCCCGCCCCAUUCUCCCGCUUUCCAUCACCCCGCCCCAUUCUCCCGCUUUCCAUCACCCCGCCCCAUUCUCCCGCUUUCCAUCACCCCGCCCCAUUCUUCCGCUUUCCAUCACCCCGCCCCAUUCACCCCGCCCUAUUCUCCCUCUUUCCAUCAACCCGCCCCAUUCUCCCGCUUUUCUUCACCCCGCCCCAUUCUCCCUCUUUCCAUCAACCCACCCCAUUCUUCCGCUUUUCAUCACCCUGCCCCAUUCUCCCUCUUUCCAUCACCCCGCCCCAUUCCCCCUCAUUCCAUCAGCCCGCCCCAUUCUCCCGCUUUUCUUCACCCCGCCCCAUUCUUCCGCUUUUCAUCACCCCGCCCCAUUCUCCCGCUUUCCAUCACCCCGCCCCAUUCUCCCUCUUUCCAUCACCCCGCCCCAUUCUCCCGCUUUCCAUCACCCUGCCCCGUUCUCCCGCUUUCCAUCACUCCGCCCCAUUCUCCCGCUUUCCAUCACCCCGCCCUAUUCUCAAGCUUUCCAUCACCCCGCCCCAUUCUCCCGCUUUCCAUCACCCCGCCCCAUUCUCCCGCUUUCCAUCACCCCGCCCCAUUCUCCCGCUUUCCAUCACCCCGCCCCAUUCUCCCGCUUUCCAUCACUCCGCCCCAUUCUCCCGCUUUCCAUCACCCCGCCCCAUUCUCCCGCUUUCCAUCACCCCGCCCCUUUCUCCCUCUUUCCAUCAUCCCGCCCCAUUCUCCCGCUUUCCAUCACCCCGCCCCAUUCUCCCGCUUUCCAUCACCCCACCCCAUUCUCCCGUUUUCCAUCACCCCGCCCCAUUCUCCCGCUUUCCAUCACCCCGCCCCAUUCUCCCUCUUUUCAUCACCCCGCCCCAUUCUCCCUCUUUCCAUCACCCCACCCCAUCCUUCCUCUUUCCAUCGCCCCGCCCCAUUCUUCCGCUUUUCAUCACCCCGUCCCAUUCUCCCUCUUUCCAUCACCCCUCCCCAUUCUCCCGCUUUCCAUCAUCCCGCCCUAUUCUCCCGCUUUCCAUCACCCCGCCCCAUUCUCCCGCUUUCCAUCACCCCGCCCCAUUCUCCCUCCUUCCAUCACCCCGCCUUAUUCUCCUGCUUUCCAUAACCCCGCCCCAUUCUCCCGCUUUCCAUCACCCUGCCCCAUUCUCCCGCUUUCCAUCACCCCUCCCCAUUCUCCCGCUUUCUAUCACCCCGCCCCAUUCUCCCGCUUUCCAUCACCCCGUCCCAUUCUCCCGCUUUCCAUCACCCCGCCCCAUUCUCCCGCUUUCUAUCACCCCGCCCCAUUCUCCCUCCUUCCAUCACCCCGCCCCAUUCUCCCUCCUUCCAUCACCCCGCCCUAUUCUCCCUCCUUACAUCACCCCGCCCCAUUCUCCUCCUUUCCAUCACCCCGCCCCAUUCUCCCUCUUUCCACCACCUCGCCCCAUUCUCCCGCAUUCGAUCACCCCGCCCCAUUCUCCCUCCUUCCAUCACCCCGCCCCAUUCUCCCGCAUUCGAUCACCCCGCCCCAUUCUCCCUCCUUCCAUCACACCGCCCCAUUCUCCCGCUUUCCAUCUGCCCGCCCCAUUCUCCCGCUUUCCAUCACCCCGCCCCAUUCUCCCGCUUUCCAUCACCCCGCCCCAUUCUCCCUUCUUCCAUCACCCCGCCCCAUUCUCCCGCUUUCCAUCAGCCCACCCCAUUCUCCCACUUUCCAUCACCCCGCCCCAUUCUCCCGCAUUCCAUCACCCCGCCCCAUUCUCCCGCUUUCCAUCACCCCGCCCCAUUCUCCCGCUUUUCAUCACCCCGCCCCAUUCUCCCGCUUUCCAACACCCCGGCCCAUUCUCUCGCUUUCCAUCACCCCGCCCCCUUCUUCCUCCUUCCAUCACCCCGCCCCGUUCUCCCUCCUUCCUUCACCCCGCCCCAUUCUCCCGCUUUCCAUCACCCUGCCCCAUUAUCCCGCUUUCCAUCACCCCGCACCAUUCUCCCGCUUUCCAUCACCCCGCCCCAUUCUCCCGCUUUCCAUCACCCCGCCCCAUUCUCCCGCUUUCCAUCACCCCGCGCCAUUCUUCCGCUUUCCAUCACCCCGCCCCCUUCUCCCUCCUUCCAUCACCCCGCCCCAUUCUCCCUCCUUCCAUCACCCCGCCCCAUUCUCCCGCUUUCCAUCACCCCGCCCCAUUCUCCCUCCUUUGAUCACCCCGCCCCAUUCUCCCGCUUUCCAUCAGCCCUCCCCAUUCUCCCGCUUUCCAUCACCCCGCCCCAUUCUCUCGCUUUCCAUCACCCCACCCCAUUCUCCCGCUUUCCAUCACCCCGCCCCCUUCUCCCUCCUUCCAUCACCCAACCCCAUUCUCCCUCCUUACAUCACCCCGCCCCAUUCUCCUACUUUCUAUCAGCCCGCCCCAUUCUCCCGCUUUCCAUCUCCCCUCCCCAUUCUCCCGCUUCCCAUCACCCCGCCCCAUUCUCCCGCUUUCCAUCACCCCGCCCCAUUCUCCCGCUUCCCAUCAUCCCGCCCCAUUCCCCCGCUUUCCAUCACCCCUCCCCAUUCUCCCUCCUUCCAUCACCCCGCCCCAUUCUCCCGCUUUCCAUCACCCGCCCCAUUCUCCCGCUUUCCAUCACCUCGCCCCAUUCUCCCGCUUUCCAUCACCUCGCCCCAUUCUUCUGCUUUCCAUCACCCCGCCCCAUUCUCCCGCUUUCAAUCACCCCGCCCCAUUCACCCGCAUUCCAUAACCCGCCCCAUUCUCCCGCUUUCCAACACCCCGCCCCGUUCUCCCGCUUUCCAUCACCCCGCCCCAUUCUCCCGCUUUCCAUCACCCCGCCCCAUUCUCCCGCUUUCCAUCACUCCGCCCCAUUCUCCCGCUUUCCAUCACCCCGCCCCAUUCUCCCGCUUUCCAUCAACCCGCCCCAUUCUCCCUCCUUCCAUCACCCCGCCUCAUUCUCCCUCCUUCCAUCACCCCGCCCCAUUCUCCCGCUUUCCAUCACCCCGCCCCAUUCUCGUGCUUUCCAUCACCCAGCCCCAUUCUCGCACUUUCCAUCACCCCGUCCCAUUUUCCCGCUUUCCAUCACCCUGCCCCAUUCUCCCGCUUUCCAUCACCCUGCCCCAAUCUCCUGCUUUCCAUCACCCCGCCCCAUUCUCCCUCCUUCCAUCACCCUGCCCCAUUCUCCCGCUUUCCAUCACCUCGCCCCAUUCUCCCGCUUUCCAUAACCCCGCCCCAUUGUCCCUCCUUUCAUCACCCGCCCCAUUCUCCCUCCUUCAAUCACCCCGCCCCAUUCUCCCACUUUCCAUCACCCCGCCCCAUUCUCAUGCUUUCCAUCACCGCGCCCCAUUCUCCCACUUUCCAUCACCCCGCCCCAUUCUCCCGCUUUCCAUCACCCCGCCACAUUCUCCCUCCUUCCAUCACCCCGCCCCAUUCUCCCGCUUUCCAUCACCCCGCCCCAUUCUCCCUCCUUCCAUCACCCCGCCCCAUUCUCCCGCUUUCCAUCACCCCGCGCUAUUCUCCCUCCUUCCAUCACCCCGCCCCAUUCUCCCGCUUUCCAUCACGCCGCCCCAUUCUCCCGCUUCCCAUAACCCCACCUCAUUCUCCCGCUUUCCAUCACCCCGCCACAUUCUCCCGCUUUCGAUCACCCCGCCCCAUUCUCCUUCCUUCCAUCACCCCGCCCCAUUCUCCCGCUUUCCAUCACCCCGCCCCAUUCUCCCGCUUUCCAUGACGCCGCCCCCUUCUCCCUCCUUCCAUCACCCCGCCCCAUUCUCCCUCCUUCCAUCACCCCGCCCCAUUCUCCUGCUUUCCAUCAGCCCGCCCCUUUCUCCCGCUUUCCAUCUCCCUGCCCCAUUCUCCCGCUUUCCAUCAAUCCGCCCCAUUCUCCCGCUUUCCAUCACCCCGCCCCAUUCUCCCGCUUCCCAUCCUCCCGCCCCAUUCCCCCGCUUUCCAUCACCCCUCCCCAUUUUCCCUCCUUCUAUCACCCCGCCCCAUUCUCCGGCUUUCCAUUACCCGCCCCAUUCUCCCGCUUUCCAUCACCUCGCCCCAUCUCCCGCUUUCCAUCACCCCGCCCUAUUCUUCUGCUUUCCAUCACCCCGCCCCAUUCUCCUGCUUUCCAUCACCCCGCCCCAUUCACCCGCUUUCCAUCACCCGCCCCAUUCUCCUGCUUUCCAUCACCUCGCCCCAUUCUCCCACUUUCCAUCACCCCGCCCCAUUCUCCCGCUUUUCAUCACCCCGCCCCAUUCUCCCGCUUUCCAACACCCCGCCCCAUUCUCCCGCUUUCCAUCACCCCGCUCCAUUCUCCCGCUUUCCAUCACCCCGCCCCAUUCUCCUGCUUUCCAUCACCCCGCCCCAUUCUCCCUCCUUCCAUCACUCCGCCUCAUUCUCCCUCUUUCCAUCACCCCGCCCCAUUCUCCCGCUUUCCAUCACCCCGCCCCAUUCUCCCGCUUUCCAUCACCCAGCCCCAUUCUCCCACUUUCCAUCACCCCGCCUUUUUUUCCCUCUUUCUAUCACCCCGCCCCAUUCUCAUGCUUUCCAUCACCAUGCCCCAAUCUCCCGCUUUCCAUCACCCCGCCCCAUUCUCCCUCCUUCCAUCACCCCGCCCCAUUCUCCCGCUUUCCAUCACCCCGCCCCAUCCUCCCCCUUUCCAUAACCCCGCCCCAUUCUCCCUCCUUCCAUCACCCGCCCCAUUCUCCCUCCUUCCAUCAACCCGCCCCAUUCUCCCGCUUUCCAUCACCCCGCCCCAUUCUCCCGCUUCCCAUCAUCCCGCCCCAUUCCCCCGCUUUCCAUCACCCCUCCCCAUUUUCCCUCUUUCUAUCACCCCGCCCCAUUCUCCCGCUUUCCAUUACCCGCCCCAUUCUCCCGCUUUCCAUCACCUCGCCCCAUCUCCCGCUUUCCAUCACCCCGCCCUAUUCUUCUGCUUUCCAUCACCCCGCCCCAUUCUCCUGCUUUCCAUCACCCCGCCCCAUUCACCCGCUUUCCAUCACCCGCCCCAUUCUCCUGCUUUCCAUCACCUCGCCCCAUUCUCCCACUUUCCAUCACCCCGCCCCAUUCUCCCGCUUUUCAUCACCCCGCCCCAUUCUCCCGCUUUCCAACACCCCGCCCCAUUCUCCCGCUUUCCAUCACCCCGCUCCAUUCUCCCGCUUUCCAUCACCCCGCCCCAUUCUCCUGCUUUCCAUCACCCCGCCCCAUUCUCCCUCCUUCCAUCACUCCGCCUCAUUCUCCCUCUUUCCAUCACCCCGCCCCAUUCUCCCGCUUUCCAUCACCCCGCCCCAUUCUCCCGCUUUCCAUCACCCAGCCCCAUUCUCACACUUUCCAUCACCCCGCCUUAUUUUCCCUCUUUCUAUCACCCCGCCCCAUUCUCAUGCUUUCCAUCACCAUGCCCCAAUCUCCCGCUUUCCAUCAUCCCGCCCGAUUCUCCCGCUUUCCAUCACCCCACCCCAUUCUCCCGCUUUCCAUCACCCCGCCCCAUUCUCCCGCUUUCCUUCACCCCUCCCCAUUCUCCCGCUUUCCAUCACCCCGCCCCAUUCUCCCACUUUCUAUCACCCCACCCCAUUCUCCCGCUUUUCAUCACUCCGCCCCAUUCUCCCUCCUUCCAUCACCCCGCCCCAUUCUCCCGCUUUCCAUCACCCCGACCCAUCUCCCACUUUCCAUCACCCCGCCCAAUUCUCUCGAUUUCCGUCACCCUGCCCCAUUCUCCCUCUUUCCGUCACCCCGCCCCAUUCUCCCGCUUUCCAUCAUCCAGCCCCAUUCCCCCGCUUUCCAUCACCCCGCCCUAUUCUCCCUCUUUCCAUCACCCCGCCCCAUUCUCCCUCCUUCCAUCACCCCGCCCCAUUCUACCGCUUUCCAUCACCCCGCCACAUUAUUCCACUUUCCAUCACCCCGCCCCAUUCUCCCUCCUUCCAUCACCCCGCCCCAUUCUCCCGCAUUCCAUCACCCCGCCCCAUUCUCAGCUAG
Molecule: messenger RNA, 15312 nt
Organism: Closterium sp. NIES-65
Lineage: Eukaryota; Viridiplantae; Streptophyta; Zygnematophyceae; Desmidiales; Closteriaceae
Source: the annotation of a GenBank genome assembly